Messenger RNA from Etheostoma spectabile (orangethroat darter), 1008 nucleotides. Its product is annotated as endothelin-3. The record is from RefSeq and is a predicted model, not a curated record. Gene Ontology annotation, biological process: regulation of systemic arterial blood pressure by endothelin; regulation of vasoconstriction; intracellular calcium ion homeostasis. The transcript has 4 exons. Gene Ontology annotation, cellular component: extracellular region. Gene Ontology annotation, molecular function: hormone activity; endothelin B receptor binding. NCBI's taxonomy places the organism in Eukaryota, Metazoa, Chordata, Actinopteri, Perciformes, Percidae. Bases 125 to 649 code for a protein of 174 amino acids.
CCGAGGCAUACACGCGCAGUCUGACAGCAGCUGAUAAGUGAGCGUUGUGACGCAACCCCCGCCCCCUUUUCUUCUCAUAUUCUUUAAAUUUCUAUAUUUGUAAUAUUCCCAUGUUUCGUGUGUGAUGGCCAACGUAUCAUCUGCUGAUGUGGGAGUUGUGUUUCUUAUCGUGGUCACAGCAUCUCUAGCAAACGCAGGUUUCUCAUCAAGCAUAGAUGUGAGCCAGAGGAAGAACGUGGAAGCUGUUAAUCUGAGCAUGCUGCUGCCAGGCGGUGUGGACCAGCUCGCCGGGGAAGCAGAGCCCUGCUUUGCUUGUGACCCGCCGGGGGCCAGGAGGCGUUCAAAGAGAUGCACGUGUUACACUUACAAGGACAAGGAGUGUGUGUAUUACUGCCACCUGGACAUCAUCUGGAUCAACACUCCAGAGCACACUAUACCGUAUGGUAUGUCCAGUUACCAGGGUCCCCUGCGCAGGAGGCGCUCGGCUGGGACUGAGCAGGGGAGGAGGGAGAAGGCUGCCCAUCGCUGUGUGUGUGCACAGCACGCUGACUCCGACUGCAGCAGCUUCUGCAUGGACAGCAGACAAAGGAGGCCACCACCCCGAGCAGCUCGUAAAACAGACAAGAGGACAGCUUCUCUGCACAUAUAAGUGACAUGCUAAUGACCUUAAAGGGGACAUAUGUUAUUUGGUGCCUUGUGAGUGCUGGAUGAAUAACGUGCAGAGCUGCUGAAAGCGAGGGGCACCAACACUCUCUGCCUGGGUCUGUCCGGCAGGUGUGGACAGUUUUUCAUUAUCCCGUCACAACUCAGGAUGGUGUACAUGAUGGCCAGCUUUUUUCGACAAUGACUCUGGUAGAGCGCAAACACGCCCAAGCCGCGUGAUGUGGAGGCCACUUCAAGAGCUUCUGCCAGCCAACUCCACCAUCUCCAUUCCGUUGUAUACCCAAGAACGGUAUCACUCCACAGGGACGUCAUUCUACACAGUCACUAAAUCAGCAGUAUUUUCUU